Messenger RNA from Porites lobata, 7258 nucleotides. The record is from the annotation of a GenBank genome assembly. NCBI's taxonomy places the organism in Eukaryota, Metazoa, Cnidaria, Anthozoa, Scleractinia, Poritidae.
CGCGAAUUCCACUCAAGAUGGCGGACAAUGAAGUUUCUUCUCAAAACAGUCAGAAGUCGUCACAGUUUAGUCAAUCGGAUCUUCCUGAACUUCUAAAUCAAUACUACAAAAGAUUAUUUCCUUAUAAAUAUUUCGUACAGUGGCUUUCCUACGGAGGAGGUAGCGAAUUUUUGAAAUCUGGGUGAAAUAUGUAGUUCGAUGAUGUAGAUCGUUAAUGAAAUUGACUUGAUUUUUUUUGUGAUUGUGUCGAUUUCGCAGUGCCCAAGACUUAUUUUGUCAAUCGGGAGUUCUCUUUCACGUUAAAAGACGAUGUUUACCUGCGGUAUCAGUCGUUCUCGGAUCAACAAGAAUUGGAGAAGGAAAUACUGAAACGAAACCCGUACAAAAUUGACAUUGGAGCUGUAUUCACCCACAAGGCAAGUUUAAGCUUGUAUUUCAUAUAUGUAGAGGACGAUUUGGGUUUAAACCUGAUAAAGUUGCCUUGGAGGUUUUAAUUUUUAUUUUAUUUUUCUAAAAGAAAAAGGAGGAAUCUAAUCCUCUUGUUAGAUUGAAAUAUUUGGCACUGGAGGGUACCCCCCACUCCCCCCCCCUCACUGCAGUUGCUCUUUCUUGUUCCUUUGGGAGAGGGUGACCUAAUGGUUUUUGGCAAGACUCUGUACUUCAUUGUUUGAAACCCCUUAUCCAUUUUCAAGGCAAAUAAUGUAAUUUUCACCACCCAUUUUGAGGAAUUAAAUUACAAAGGUAAGACACAAUGUUUCCACACUUUUACAGACUUACCCCCAAAAAUGAGUGCAAAUCCUCGGCAGAUGUCCUUUGCAAACGUUCUUAGUAGAGGGGGGACAUCCGUAUUCACAGCUUGUAUGUCUAUGUGCCUUUCAGCCAAAGGAUCACAAGAUGAUUAAACCUGGGGCAUUUCAAGCUGAAGAAAAGGAGCUGGUGUUUGAUAUUGAUAUGACAGAUUAUGAUGAAGUCAGGACAUGCUGCAAGUAGGUUGUCUUCUUUGCAUGAUGCGGGUGCCAUAUAUUCAAAUUUUCCCAUUGUGUGGGUUAUAAAGUGGCAGUGUUGUUAGAGUUACUGAGUAACCAUGUGCCUCACAGACUGACCAGCUGAUGGUGGCAGGGUUUUCAUUAAAUACUAGCAACUGGCUAUUUCGAAUUUUGAGCCACCUGAUUUUGGGGCAAAAGGGCAAGGCGACAGAGUGAAAGCCUGAAAUUGCCUUCAACACCCAACUGCCAAGCUGCCCACUUCUAUAUCCAAGCUGUCUAGCCCAGUUCUGGCCUCUUGUUCUCUGUCACACAAUGCCAUGGCUAUUGUUGCGUGACAGAGAGAGAGCAGACACAACUGGAAUGGCUUGCUGAACAACUGACUGGCUCUGACAAACCUACUGAGUAGGUUGUAAACUGACUGACUCAGUGGCUGCCUGAUCACAUGUCUAUGUCUGCCUUAUGAGUUAAAAACCGACUUAUUUGCUGAGUGGUAGAAUGUUUUUACCAGUAAUCAGCUGGCAGAUUGGCUGGCAGCCAGACUGAGUUUCUUACCAGCUGAUAAACUACCCUGUGGUCUGACACACUGGAUAACUGACAGGUGAACUGAACCAGUGACUGAUCAACUGGCUUGUAGAAUGACUGGCUAACAACUUGGGUCACUGGCUGAUCAACUGGCUAGCAAGGUAACUCUUUUGAUGGCUAGCAGACUGAUGCACUCAGUGGCUAAACUACUAUGUGAUAGACUGAAGUGAAUGCUGACUAGCUGGCUCACUGACCAACUGAUAGAUUGGUCACAUACAUACACUGUUUAGAGGUAGACAUUACGACACCUAAAGGAGGAUCGUGAGGUUAUUCCUUGCAGAUAACCCACCCAGCCCAGGAAAGGUUGGCCAUGCCCCUAUGGUCUACAUCCCCUACUCUUUUUGAACAGUGGUGUCCCACAAAAACAAGAUAACUGAAAGUACCAGAACAUAAACAUAACAUAACAAAACUUUAUUUAUACUCGAAUUUUAGAGUAGCUAACAAGCUAAUAUCUUCGAGCUGACACUACAUGAAAAUAAUAUAGAAAUAUAUAAUUAUAUACAUUAAAUGCAUUAAAAUAAAUAAUAAUAAAAUAAUAUUAAUAGUAAUAAGCACAUUAAAAACAUAUAUAUAUAUAUAUAUAUAUUAUUUACAAUUCACAGUUUUAAGUUUAAGUAUGUCAGGCAAAAAGAAUCUAUAUGAAGGUAACAUCCUGUGACAGGAUGACAUGAGACCAUGAGACAGGACCUGCGGUUUUUUCAUUAUUCAAGAGGAAAAGAUUGCCUAACCAUUUGUAUAUAACAUUACAAAGGCAGCACUUCUCUUCUCAGCCAGGGUUUAAACACGUGACCUCCCACUCAACAGACUGGUGCUCUCCCAACUGAGCUUACCAGGCGGUGACUUAACUCAACAUACUUAAUUGACAGAUAAACUUUUUUUUCUAUUUCAACAGAGGUGCCGAUAUUUGCAAGAAGUGCUGGUUGUUCAUGGUUGUUGCAAUGAAAAUAGUGGACUCAACUCUUGAAAGUAGGUUUCUCAAAUCAGCUUUUUGCCACCUGCACCACCCUUUGACUCUGAAGAUGACUACUGCAUACAGUGUAGGUUGUUGAAAUGUCAGUCACUGUCAACAACAGCUCCAUUCAGAACUAUGCUCGCCUGAGCAAUCACAUUCUACCCACUUAUGACUUGCAACACUUUUGACCAAGGGUUCAGGUAACAUGGGCUCCUCUAGCUAUCAAAGAAACUCCAGUAAAGUGGACAAUUCAGGUUUAUCUACAACAUAAUACUGGUACUUAUUUUGGUGCUAUUGGUUAAAAAAAAUUGCAAACAGAAUUUGAUGAUUUGGUCUGGAUAAAUAUAGUAAUAAAUUGUAAGGUUACAGAUUUGAGCGUCAUACUAAUGUCUUUUAUUGCCGUAUUUAUGUUGCAGGAGAUUUUGGGUUCCAACACAGACUUUGGGUCUACAGUGGUCGCCGUGGUGUCCAUUGCUGGGUGUGUGAUGAAAAGGCGCGGAAACUUUCUCAGAAUGCUCGUUCAGCUGUAGCAGAAUAUCUCAGUGUCAUCAAGGUAAUUGUAGCAAUAGUUAUUUCAAAAUGGUAAAGCCAACAGGCUUAUCUUACCCCUCUGCGACUUCCACUAAAAAACUAAGCAAUACAGAAGGCAUUCUUUAACCUUCUUUGACAAUUCUGGAUUUGCUCCUUAAAGCUUCUCUUCAUAUCAUAUUAAUGGCUGAAUAUUUUAAUGCAGGGUGGUGAAAAUCAAAUCAAGAAAGUGAAUCUCCGUCGACCAUACCACCCUUAUAUCAGGUUAGAGAAGUGGUUAGAUGAUUGUGUUUGAUUUUCUUUUACAACACUUUGGGGUAGGUUGGUACUUCUUGAAAAUACCUACAUGGGUAUGUGUCACCCACGAGGGUUGUAACUUAGGACUCUGUUUUUUUUUUUUCUUUUGUUCAAAAGUAAUUUCUUGGAUAAUUUUCUUUAUUAUUUUUAGAGCAUCCAGUUCUGAAAGUGUAAUCAAAAUGAAUUAAACUGAAUUUGCUUUUUAAGCUUUUAUAUCUGAAUUCAAAUUUUGCAUAAUUUAGCUUUGAACAACCCACCCUGCAUGUUACGUAGCUACCCCAAAUCUAACCAAGUACCACUCUACCCAACCACACCCACCCCUCUGGGCAAGGGGUCUGGACCCGUCAGUUACUAAGCCAACAACCCUUGUAGAGGAGAGUGGUAAAAGAAGUGACUUUAAGCUUUGAAAAAAAAUAUUACUACUGUGAAAUGUCGAGCUCAGAUUUCUGUUUCAGCACCAAAAAUGUGGGCAUAUGACUUCUGUAACCUUUUUCAAACCUGACUUAACUUUGAGUGGUAAUACGAGGUUGCAUCUCACACAAAAAUUUGCCUUUUUAGGAACUCCUUAAGAAUCCUCCGUGAGCAUUUUGUGGAUCUUGUGAUUGACAAACAAGAUGUUUUAUCCUCAAAGGAAAGAUGGGAUGGUGUUCUUGCUCUUGUACCUGAUUGUAUCCUUUAAAUUAAUGUUAAAGACAUUUUUUUAAAAAAAGACACAAACAAACAAAGAAUUCUCUCUGAAUGGUAAAAUGCAUGUCACUGACAGGAUUCCUGCACUAACCUAGCCUGAAUGGUAAAAUCACGCAUGUAACAGGAACACGUGAUAACCGGAUUCCUGAACUAACCAGUAACCCUUUCAAGUUCCAACAGUGAUCAGCAUCAAUAUUCUCCUUAUCAUAUCAGUGGUCACUAGAUCAAAGAGGUCAUGAGAAUUUAACAACAUGAUCACACCUAAUAGGAUAAGCCGAUCAUCACUUGCACUUUUGUCAUAUGGGUAUCAACAUAGCCACUCCUAAAUAACUAUGCAUAGCUGCAACCUACAUUAAAUGGAGUAAAUUUUACUCCAGGGGCCAGUUGUUUAAAAGGUGGAUAGCGCUAUCCACUGGAUAUGUGAUUUGUCUUCAUACUACUUAUACGGUGGAUUAGCGAUUUAUCCAGUGGAUAGCACUAUCCAUCUUUUGAACAACCAGGGCCAGUUGCUUUAAAAUAGAUUAUCUACUUGAUACCCCUCAGAAGCUAAAAUAAAGUUUGCCAACCAAGUGGUGAGUCUUUAACAUAUACAAGCUGUACGAAAUGAACUGAACUCUUCUUGGUCAAAAACAAAGAGGUCAUCACGUAACAGGUGGGAGGAACUUGAUGACUGGCUGAAAGGAAGUCAGGUAACUGUCAGAUGACUUGUUACAGACCUCACUAUCUCACUAAUCUCUUAUUUUAGUUAUUAAAUACUAGAAGCUAUAAAGGAACCAUUGUGUAAGCAAUUGGCACCAAGUGUUGUUCACUCAAAUAACGAACUCAUUCACACCUGCCUUUCAAAUAGCUAAUUACACAGGGGAAAGGCAGGUCUGAUUCUAUGUGAGGGCUACUUUCCUCUAACUUGUAUAAGACAUAAUGGUGACCAGUGCCGAAUGUUCCUCUCACAGUAUCAGUACAUUAUCAAGAGAAAAGCUUAUGGGAAUUAAAUCACAGAGGAAAAAAAGCUCUGAUCUUUUAUUAAAUUCUCCCAAGAAUUUUUGAGGAAAUGGAUAUUAGCUAGCACUGGCCCUAUGAUUUUACCCUCCAGUGAGUUAAGGCCUGUAGACGGAAAAUGUGAAGCAAUAACUGUUGUACAUUAUGACCUAAGUUUCAAAUUUGCCCCUAAAAUGAUUCAGUUUGAAUCUCUUGUCCAGAAAACAGAAACAAAGGAUGAGAUAAUGUUCCAGUACUGUUUUCCUCGUCUUGACGUCAAUGUUACUAAGGGUCUUAAUCACUUACUGAAGAGCCCAUUUUGUGUUCAUCCAAAAACAGGUGAGAAUCAAAUAUGUACCAGCACAAAGUGUGCGUCAAAGACCCCCCCCCCCCCCCCCCCUCUUUGUCCUCAGAAUGAACUGGGAUUAAAAUAAAAAUACAUUCAACCUGCUUAACGGACACCAUUAAUUUUAAUCUGGACACCUCAUCAUUACGGACAGUUUGCUUUGUCCCUGGGAAAAGAAAGCCCUUACAGUUUCUCUAAAUUCAACCCAUUUAAUACGGACACCCUGUUAAUACUAAAACUUUCUAUGGCCCCCUCAGUGUCUUUAUUAACCCUUAAAGUCCCAAUAGUGACCAACAUCAAUUUUCUCCUACCAAUAUCCAUAUGUUGCCAAGAGAAAUGGUUAUGAGAGUUAACAAAAUGACCACUAAAAGAAUAAAGUCUUGAUCUGUUAUCAAAUUCUCUCAACUUAUUCUUUAAGGAAAUGUAUCGAGAUCAGUUUGGAGAAUUUUUAAGUGGAUAUCAGGGCUUAAAGUGUUAAUGGGGUCUGACUGUACAGUCAACACUCUUUCAGACAGACAUCCAUCAUUGGACCAGUACAGAUUGCCCCUCUUGGUUCUUAGAGAUUUCCCUAAAUCCUAAGUGUGACCAACAUAAAUUUUCUUGUAAAAUUAUCAACACAUAAUAAUCAAAAGAGACGGUCAUGAAAAUAAUUAAUGAAAUUGUCACCUAAUGGAAAAUGCUUUGAUCUUUUAUCAAAUUCUCUCGACUCAUUCUUUAAGGAAGUGCAUGGAGACCAGUUUGGGGAAUUUGUAUAUGGAUAUUGGAGUUGAAAGGGUUAGCCCGUUCUCUCCCAAUAGUGCCCAAGAAAAAAAAAUUGAGGGAAAUGAUAAAUAUUUCAUUUUGUUGAAUACAAAAAAAUAAAAUAAUAGUACCCUACAAAAGUACUGCUCAAGAGGUUUCAAUUAAAUAGUAGCACCAUAGGAAUUCAUCCACAAACUCGAAAGUUAGAAUAACAUUUUCUCCCACCAUAUUAUUGACUCCAGGAAUGAAAAGGGAGAAAACAAAUCUAAAAAUUAUGAAAAAUGACACAUACUAACUCCAAGUGUCUGUUUGUGGCUGAUUUCUGUCUGUCUAAUGGAGAGUUGACCAUGCACCCACACAUGUCCUCUAUGCACCCUUGUGCAAAACAUGGCUUAGCGAAGUUUCCAUCUUAUACAUUACCUUUUGUUACCAUAUUCCAGGUCGUGUUUGUGUUCCUAUCAGUAUGAGGGAUGUGGAUACCUUUGAUCCAUUUACAGUUCCCACUAUCAGGUUUAAUAUUGCACUUGAUUUUUUUCCUAAUAAUUCUUAUUAUCCUGAAGUUAAAGCUGGGUAACUAUUGUUGAAGUGUUUUGGUCCAUUUCAGGGAGUGGUCUUAAUUCUAUCUUGUAUUGAAGGGUCGAAUCUUUGCGGGAAAAAGUAGACGAAGAAGUUAAAGAUCAUCAUCUCUUUGACAUGGACCAUGCUUUUAUAACCUCAUUUUAAAUUGCCUUCCAUGGGUCGAGGCAGUGCCCAUGCGCUUUAAAUGAAUAAUAUUGCUUGAGUCCAGUUUCAGCAAAUAUUGUACAUAAUUUAAUUUAUUAUACAUUCAACUGCAGCCAACUUUGUGAUGAAAUUGAUGAACAUGAGAAAAAUUCCUCAGACAUGAUCGAAGAAGAAAAGAAAAAGAUGCCAGGUAUCAGUGAAAACCAAAACGUUUCUCCCCUGCUACUAAUUAGUUACUUGCAAACCAACUUUUUCGCCAAUCAGUUGUUUUGUUAUGUUUAUUUAAGAUUAUCUUUGGACUUGACAUUUUGUUAUCCAUUUUCAGCAUACAUGAAAACCUCUCUCAAAAAGCCCAUUGGCAUUUUUGUGCAGUUUUUAAAGGGACUUGAAAGUGAAAAUGACAACAGGCGAAAGAGCUUCCGUGAUGCUGAAGGUAAGUGA